AAAAGAGGGCGGUUGAAUAUCCUGGGCAGCCCAAACCCUUUGCAUUCAUCCUCCUUGAACAAAGUGAUACACAAGACACAAGUGUGGUUUCACGGUCGUACAAUGAGAGAGGAGGCACACAAAAUGAUGGCACAGCAAGGUCAAGUGGACGGGUUGUUUCUGUUACGAGACAGUCAGAGUAACCCCAAAGCUUUUGUGCUGACAUUGUGCCACAACCAGAAGAUCAAGCACUUCCAGAUCCUGCCGUGUGAGGAGGACGGUGAGAUGUUCUUCACGCUCGAUGACGGUGCCACCAAGUUCACGGAUCUGAUCCACCUGGUGGAGUUCUACCAGCUCAACAGGGGCGUUCUUCCCUGCAAGCUCAAGCACCCCUGCACCGCCGUGGCCUUGUGACACUCCCCCUCUCUUGAUUUGCACUCCCUUCCCGCCCCUCUGCUCCCACCAACACAGAGAGGUUAGGGAGAUGAAGAAAUGUUACACUGUGUUUCAGGGAUGAAGCCGGACCUGCUGGAGGUUUUCUCCAGCUUGCCAAGCCGUCCCCAUGCAUUUGAUCGACUUGAUGUGAAGUCAGAAGACCAGGAAGGUAUUAGAACUGGAAUGCUGCAGGUCUUCUGGAUUGAACAAAACUUCCUUCCCACAUCCUCAAGGACUGAUGAGCAAGCAGGGAAUGCUACCCUGACCUCCUCAUUGAUCAUCAGAGACGGAGGGAAGCUUCUCCAUUUGGGAGUUUCUCAACCUGUGCAGUCCAGUCUAGAUAAGUUGACUCCCCGUUUUUCUUUCCAGCAGGCUUGACGUAGCGCCUUAGCUGUAUCCUGAGGGUCAGGCUGCAGCUACGGCGUGGUAUAUCCCCAAUCCCACCUCCAUCAAAGCUGAGCAGCCAAAAGAGGCGGCUUAGGGCAAAGACUUGAGCAGAACUAAUCCGAGGGUUUGCUGAGAGGACAGAGGAAUGUGUGUCAGGAGGGCCGUAAAGAGCCUCUCCUGUAGAAUUGAUUACUUGAUGUCAUUUUAUUGCUGUUUUGAUUACUGUUGACUCAAUGCAGAAUUAGUUUUGCACUUCUGGGUGGACAGCUCUCUAGCUAAAUGAAGCCUCCACCUCUAUCAGAGCGUGCUCUCUUUGGAUGACGUCGGCGUGGAAGCCAAUCAGCAGCUGGUGAUUCAGGGCCGUUCAGAACGCACGGGAAGACCCGUGCAGGAGGACCUCCCCAAGCUGUCACCAUUUCAGUGACUAACCCUUUCUUCAGUCAAAAAUGAUUAUACUUCAUUGUGAAUGUUUCUCUAAAUCUGUUCAGAAAAAGCAAAUACCCUAGAUUGUUUGAGCUCAUUCUGAUUGGGGUUGGAGAUGUCAUGUUCAGAUUCUGACCACUCUUUCAUUCUGGAAAGCAACAGAAGCACUCUUUUCCCGAUAGAUUACGUAUGGAAGAAGAACCAAUGACUUGAAACAUGACCCCGCACUGUUAUCUGAGCUUUACUCAACCUAAAAUCGCUACCGUCGUAGAUGGAUUCACAGAAACGGUUUUAAGAUGCUCAUAAAGUAGUUGUUUGGAAUUUUUGAGGGUAUUGAAAGACCAAGAAUACAUGAACACUUUAAUUAUUUUAACUAUGCUAAUUAAAUUAUGUAAUUAAAUGAACUCUAUAAGAGCCCUGUGACAGACUGGCCACCUGUCCAGGGUCAUCCCACGAGUAGCCAGGUUAGCUCUGUUGUUAAACCCCUGUGACCCCGAAAGGGAGAAAACGGGUUUAGAAGAUGGAUGGAACUCUAAGAUUGGUGUGAUGGAUGGGUGGGUUAGAAGUAAUCCUAUUUACUCAUUUUGUCACCACUUUAUACCUGCUCUUUCAAAUUAUUUAAAUUAUUUUCUAAGAAGAAGAAAUUCAUAAAAAACAAGUUUUUCAAUGAGAUUAAAGACAUUCUGAGAGAGUUUUUAACCUCUUAAGACCUGACGUCCACAUGCCUGGACAUCACAUUUUGAGUUAUUUUACCACAGAAUGUAAUUCUGCUUAAAGUCUACAGAGCUAUUUUGGGGCCAUAAAUAUUUGAAACCGAAAUGAAACAUUUCGAAAAAAAUAUUGGUGGCUAAAAAAACUCUAAAACGUCCAGAACUUUUUGCUAUUCUAAAAUAAAUGUAACUAUUUUCAGCUUUAAAUGUUCUGUUUUUUAAGUUUAAAAUCUCAAAAUCUCAAAGGAGGUUUCGAUGUCUGAAUGUAACACUACAAGAUGGCGAUUUGAAUGGGCUAUAACAGCAUUUUGGACGCGCAGUUUGUCCGUGAUAAAACGACACUUGACUAUGAUAUUUCAGACUAAACAUUUUCUGACCAUAAUUAUCCAAGUUCUCUCAGUCAGUGAACGCACCAGGACUGAAGUCACACCCUCAUCGAUUCUGAUUGGUCCUUCGUGUUAGCAGCACCACAUUACAUCACAACG
Molecule: messenger RNA, 2419 nt
Organism: Oryzias melastigma (Indian medaka)
Lineage: Eukaryota; Metazoa; Chordata; Actinopteri; Beloniformes; Adrianichthyidae
Product: growth factor receptor-bound protein 10
Biological process (GO): insulin receptor signaling pathway; negative regulation of Wnt signaling pathway; negative regulation of insulin receptor signaling pathway
Molecular function (GO): insulin receptor binding
Source: RefSeq, a predicted model, not a curated record